CAGUUUCCGGUUCCAGGGCGAAGUUGGAGAGGCCCGGCGCUGGAACGGGGCAGUCGGCAGCCGCCGCUGAUUUGAAUGCGGCCGCCGGUCGAGUAGGAGGCAGGACGGCGGCUGGUGGAGGCAGGACUGGGGAAGGCAAGGAAAGGAGUCGUCCCGGUUCGCGCUCGGGCCUUGAGCCGUCACGGGGACUGGCGGGAAGGAGAUGGCGAGGAACACGCUGUCCAACCGGUUCCGCAAAGUCGACAUCGACGAGUACGACGAGAACAAGUUCGUGGACGAGCAGGAGGAGGCGGCCGAGCAGCAGGGCCCCGACUCCGGGGAGGUGGAUGGCUUCAUCAGGCAAGGUGACAUGCUUAGUGCAUUACAUGCAGCUUUAAGGAACCCACCAGUUAACAUGAAGAAUCAAGCAGUCAAGGAACGGGCACAGGGAAUAGUUCUCAAAGUCCUUACGUCCUUUAAAAGUAGUGAAAUAGAACAGGCGGUAAAGUCAUUAGAUAGAAAUGGUGUUGACCUUUUAAUGAAAUACAUUUAUAAAGGCUUUGAAAAACCCACAGAAAACAGCAGUGCGAUAUUAUUGCAGUGGCAUGAAAAGGCUUUAGCAGUGGGUGGAGUAGGCUGCAUAGUACGAGUUCUCACUGCAAGAAAAACUGUUUGAAAAGUAAUACAUUCGCAUGGAUGGAAAGCUGCUGAAAAGUAGGAGGAAGGAACAGCGAAAGACAAAUAUCUGAACCCAUCUUUAAAGAUUAAUUCAUAUUAAAUGAAAUUAUUUUGAAAAAAAACUGUUGGAAUGCUCUUUUUAUCUUAAUAGGUUGUGGUGGAAAAUUUGUUACUAUGUUUUGGCCAAGUAUGACAUGCAAGGUCUUGCACAUCCUAAGUUUUUUUUGACCAUUUUUGCUUUUAUCUUUUGAAAAUGUUUUGAAACCAAAUAGUAACUAAUAAAGACACAUUCACACAAUGGGAAAA
This is a messenger RNA of Hypanus sabinus (Atlantic stingray), 963 nucleotides long. It is a transcript of the gene arpc5lb, whose product is annotated as actin related protein 2/3 complex, subunit 5-like, b. Gene Ontology annotation, molecular function: actin filament binding. NCBI's taxonomy places the organism in Eukaryota, Metazoa, Chordata, Chondrichthyes, Myliobatiformes, Dasyatidae. The record is from RefSeq and is a predicted model, not a curated record. Gene Ontology annotation, cellular component: actin cytoskeleton; cytoplasm; Arp2/3 protein complex. Gene Ontology annotation, biological process: regulation of actin filament polymerization; cell migration; Arp2/3 complex-mediated actin nucleation. The coding region runs from base 203 to 655 and encodes 150 amino acids. The transcript has 4 exons.